GCGGGCGGGGAUCCUUUUGUUUCGUUAUUUAUUUUAAAUGUGAUUUUCGGCUACUGACUGGUCCACCAGACAGCAAACGCGCUAUCAAACUGCAAAGAGAUGGGGCAAAUAUCGGUUCUUCAGAGACUGGCAAUCUUGGAUGCGGAGCUGUCCGCGCGAUUAUACUGCCCAAAUGAGGGCUUUGUGAGGAUGAUACUUCAGUUGCUUGAGCACAGCGGCCAUGGGUUGCUUUGGAUACCGUUAUCGCUAGCGGUAUGGUUAACACCGUUAGCAGAUUUUCCACCCGGGGUUCAAACCCUCUUCCUGAAUUUCUUCGUUGGCUUCAUUGUUGAUAUUGCAAUCGUCGGGGCCAUCAAGUGGAUGGUGGCCAGGCCUCGACCUUCCUAUAAUUCUGGAAUGACUCUUGUCGUUUCCGUGGAUAAGUAUUCGUUCCCCAGCGGGCAUGCUUCUCGUGCUAUCCUGAUUGCUGUUCUCUGCUCUGCAUGCGGAAUGAAGGGAGUGGAGGUCGGUCCAGAUGUCAAGUCGUUGGGAUGUGCCGUCAGCAUCAGGCGACACGUUGCACAAUUAGGGAUUGCCACGUGGCAUCUCGUUUUUGUUUGGAUCUGGGCGUGCUCAACGGCAAUGUCGAGGGUGUUCCUGGGUCGGCACUACCCUGUUGACGUCAUCGUUGGAUGUUUUGUUGGGGCUUUUGAGGCCUAUAUUCUUUUGCACCAUUUGUGGGUGCCUGAUAGGGUAGCGGAGGGGUUGCGUAUCUGGCUGUUGACUAGGGUUUGCGGUCUUCCAAAAUAAGGGGUCGUCGAAAAUAAGGAAAAUAAGGGGUCGUCGAAAAUAAGGGGUGUUCGAAAAUAAGGGGCCUUCCAAAAUAAGGGGUGUAGAAGUGUUUAUGUGUGUACAUGUCAAUCAAGGGUGUUCCUGGGUCGGCACUACCCUGUUGACGUCAUCGUUGGAUGUUUUGUUGGGGCUUUUGAGGCCUACAUUCUUUUGCACCAUUUGUGGGUGCCUGAUAGGGUAGCUGAGGGGUUACGUAUCUGGCUGUUGACUAGGGUUUGGGGUCUUCCAAAAUGAGGGGUUUAAAAGUGUUUAUUUAUGUGUUGUACAUGUCGGGAAAAAAAAAGAAGAAAAAAAAGCCAAGAGUCGAUGUUGAUGGUAGGCGAUAUGGCCUACCUACAUGGGUGGAAUGCAAUUGAGUUUC
Chara braunii is the source of this 1192-nucleotide messenger RNA. The record is from the annotation of a GenBank genome assembly. Lineage: Eukaryota; Viridiplantae; Streptophyta; Charophyceae; Charales; Characeae.